Parascedosporium putredinis is the source of this 351-nucleotide messenger RNA. NCBI's taxonomy places the organism in Eukaryota, Fungi, Ascomycota, Sordariomycetes, Microascales, Microascaceae. The record is from the annotation of a GenBank genome assembly.
AUGGUUCAAGUUCCCGUUCAAACCCUCCACCGGGACCCCCAGUUGCUAUACUGGAUCCUGUUCCCCAUCACGAUUGUCAUGAUCUUGACCGGUGUUCUCCGCCAUUACGCUGCCGUUUUCCUCGCCACCGCCCCCAAGAAGCUCGAGAAGCCCGCGAUGCGCGAGCAGCGCGCCCUCCUCCACGGCAUCAGCGUCAAGAAUAACUUCCACGUCCUCUCGCGCCGCUCCUUCGAGGCCCGCCGCGACUACCUCAUCCCCGCCUUCGAGUCGGGCGCUUUCCUCAAGGACCCGGACAGGAAGGGCCAGCCUGCCCCCAACCCCUCACUGACCCGAGUGCCAUGGACGGCAUGA